Molecule: messenger RNA, 276 nt
Organism: Iphiclides podalirius (scarce swallowtail)
Lineage: Eukaryota; Metazoa; Arthropoda; Insecta; Lepidoptera; Papilionidae
Source: the annotation of a GenBank genome assembly
AUGCUAUGUCGUCGGUGCCGCCCGUGCGCGCGCGAUGCCUUUCACCGCGGGUCGCAGGUCAGGGCGCGCUUGGGUGCUCCGCCCUCGGCCGAGGAGCCCCGCUCCCGCCCCUCCCCCGCCCCUCGCCCCUCGGCCCCCUCUAACGGCCCGCAACCACUGCCCUAUUCAGCUGUCGCCGCGCGAACAGCACCGCCGCCGCCGGGAACACCGCUUAUGAAUUAUUCCAUUGCCCCGUUACGUUUUGAAACAAUUACAAAACAGUACCGAUUCAAAUCA